CUCACGAACUCCUCCGUGCCAAUCUCAAUCGAUCGGAAGGCCGAGGGCGUUGCAGGUCCAGAGGACUCAAGAGUAAUUCAGGAUGAUUUGAAGAAAUACCUCCCGUCAACUGGUGCCAAUCCGGUGAAUACGGAUUCCCCGCUUCUUCUGUUCAAACUAUCGAUAGCCAACACGGAAACAGCCAUUGGUGUCUCCUGGCAUCAUACACUGGGCGAUGCAACAGUGUUGCUUCAGUUCAUGCUGAUUUUGUCUCGGACAUACCAUGAACUUCGUGGCGACCUAGAGUCCAUACCGACAUUCACCAAGUAUCACUUCUUGAGCCCUCCUCAAGACGUGGUAGAGCAAUACCUUCCUCUGAUGUCGCAUCUCUCCCGGACGUACGAACUCGCAGCGCUUGCUGCCCGGUACGCCGAAAUGAACGUCAAUAUCUGUCGCGUCGAUGCUCGCAUCAACGAAGAGAAACUAGGACACCUGCGGGAUAAAUUUGUCGAAGCGGCAGGCGGAACCGUCAAUCUCUCCAGACAGGACUGCUUAUCGGCCUAUAUUGCGAAUGUUUUAGGUCGGUGCUUGGGGAUUGCCGAUUCGCACCAUUACAAAUGCCGCCAGUGUACGUACUCGUCCCGAUUGAUCACCCAUCACAUGGAAACCAGCAUUCGCAGUAUAGAAACCUUCCGGUCGCAUGCGUCGAGGAAGCCGUUGCAGGCAACGCAAUAUACAUCGUACGUGACCUGUGUCUUCAGAUAG
Messenger RNA from Laetiporus sulphureus 93-53, 744 nucleotides. RefSeq lists its product as uncharacterized. Lineage: Eukaryota; Fungi; Basidiomycota; Agaricomycetes; Polyporales; Laetiporaceae. The transcript has 2 exons. The annotation marks the transcript as partial. The record is from RefSeq and is a predicted model, not a curated record.